Aspergillus novofumigatus IBT 16806 is the source of this 926-nucleotide messenger RNA. RefSeq lists its product as uncharacterized. Bases 8 to 901 code for a protein of 297 amino acids. Lineage: Eukaryota; Fungi; Ascomycota; Eurotiomycetes; Eurotiales; Aspergillaceae. The record is from RefSeq and is a predicted model, not a curated record. The transcript has a single exon.
CGUCAUCAUGAUCAUUUUCAUCAUAGGCCUUAUCCUCGUGCACUUCGCCCAAGCCGAUCUUAGCGUGGUACCAGUGACCCCGACUGCCUCCGCCAUUUUGGGACAGCAGACAUUCCACGUUAAGGUUAGCGAUGGACAGCCACGGUUUCAACCUAGCCGGUUGAGCCUCGAUGUUGGGGAUAUUAUUAGCUUCCGAGUUGAAGAUCUCUCCUGCUCCCUACGAUUAACCCACUACCCAUGUGGAUCCUCUGAGAGUACCGUAGUUGAGGACGAGAAACGAUUCGUUGUGAGAGAUGAAAGUCCUCUGCUCUUCAUUUGUGAUUCAGCGGAUACCGAUGGCUGUUCGCCAGAACUGCUUUUUACUCUCAACGCGGCAGCUCCACCGAGCCAAACCCUCGGCCCAUACGAAACUGCAGAUCUGGGGAUCGGCUCACAUGUCAUGGGCCCAUCCCAGGUUGAAAGCGGCCCUAUGAUCUCCAGUCCUUUGAUCAGCAGCCCCUCGAUCAGCAGUUCCUUGAUGAGCAGUUCCUUGAUGAGCAGUUCCUUGAUGAGCAGUUCUUUGACGAGCAGUUCCUUGAUGAGCAGUUCCUUGAUGAGCAGUUCCUUGAUGAGCAGUCCCUUGAUGAGCAGUUCCUUGAUGAGCAGUUCCUUGAUGAGCAGUGCUCCCCGCUCAACCAGUCCUUACGUCAGUCAUUUCCAACCGCUCUCAAAGACUUCCGAAGCACCAGAUCCGAUGGCCACCCUUCCAAGUGGGACAUCUCAAACGACCUCUGCCUAUACAGCGUCUCCCUCAUCGCAGGAGAUAGAACUGAGCUCGGCGGCUGGAGUGCUGCAGAUUAUCGGAAUAAACCUGUCUUGUGUGUUAAUCAUCGUCGUUUGUGUCGCGAAUAUGUUGUUCUAGUAUAGUAUUAAAGUAGAAAUCUCUC